AAUAGGAACUUCCAAAGGCAAAGAGAAAGCUUCUGACAGUGGAAAUUCUGUUAGACAAAUUGGUAGUAAUUCUGGUGGACAAAAUGAAAGCGUAAACACUGAUAAGGAUAAAAAGAAAGUGUUGCAUCAAAUGUAUUUUUUAACUCCAAAGUUUAAAAAAAACCUGAUUUAUAAUUCACCAGCAAAUAAAUAUCAAGAGUUUACAAAUGUACAUAUAUAUAGUAUUAUGAUGAAGAUGGGAAACAAUACCUCUAAUCAUGCUAAAGCUUGUAACGAGGCAACUCAAGAAUGGAAUAAAAUCAAAACUAAAAAUGCACUAGAAAUCGACGAUAUAAUUAAAAAAUAUCUAAAUACUUCGUUUAAUCUAUAUAAUAUACAAACAGUAAAAUCAAGAUAUAUACCUGAAAAGACCUUAGAACCCUCUCUCCCUACUAUCUAUUCAGUAGAACCUGUAUCUAAAGUCUCUGCAAAUACAGCAGCUCAAAAAAAAGCAUUUAAACAUGAUACAUAUAUAAAAAUAAGCAACCUUCAGACUCAAAUUAGAGCUAAUAAAGAUAGAAUUGCCAAAUUAAAAAGAAAUGCUAAGUAUACUCAAAAUUGUAGAGAAAAAAAAAAAAUACUCAUCGAAAAUCAUGAAGUAAUAAACUAUGAUAGUUCAGGUCAUUCACCACUUCUUUUUCAAUAUUCGAACCUACAUAACUAUAUUUAUAAGUCUGUUGAAUUUGGAUCAGCUGAUGAAAAACAUAUCUAUAUGGCACGAACAAUAUUAGAUAAUUAUUUAUUAUCUCGCCAGUCUAAUUCUAUUACUACAAAAGCACAUCAUUACCUAGCAUGGAUCUUAGUUGCUGGAGUUUCAUGUACUGAUACACAUGAACACCCUAAUAGUCAUUACUGCCUUGCAUCUGUUAAAUGUGCAAAACAAUUUGCGUCUGUUUUUUCUGAUAUGUCAGUUGUCAUCUCUCAAGAUAACAAAGCAAAGAUAGCAGAUCAUGAUUUUGUGAUAGGAUUUAAACAAAAAUUAGUUCCUUCAUCUCUUGGCACAUCUUCACUUACACAUAUCCAAUAUCUUGACAAUCUUACUAUAGACUCUCAAUAUGAUAGUAUUUUGAAAACUGGUAGAGAAAUUCAGCCGAUUUGGUUUUACUACCUAACUAUACGAACACAUGCUUCUGAACAAUCUAAAUAUAAUCCUGUAGAAAGAGGCAUGACAAUACUUUCUG
Scutellospora calospora is the source of this 1220-nucleotide messenger RNA. The record is from the annotation of a GenBank genome assembly. NCBI's taxonomy places the organism in Eukaryota, Fungi, Glomeromycota, Glomeromycetes, Diversisporales, Gigasporaceae.